Galdieria sulphuraria is the source of this 1685-nucleotide messenger RNA. Its product is annotated as aspartate kinase. Lineage: Eukaryota; Rhodophyta; Bangiophyceae; Galdieriales; Galdieriaceae. The transcript has a single exon. The coding region runs from base 88 to 1656 and encodes 522 amino acids. The record is from RefSeq and is a predicted model, not a curated record. Gene Ontology annotation, molecular function: aspartate kinase activity. Gene Ontology annotation, biological process: amino acid biosynthetic process.
UUGUUUUUUGUUGAGAUAGAGAAGUCAACUCAUUAUACGAUUGUUGUUGGGAGUAAGAUAGAUAGAUAGAUUGUUGGCCGCCAGAAGAUGUCAACAUAUGGUUUCUUAACAACUCAUCAUCCAUUUGAGGUCAAAACACACAAGUUAAAGAUGGUUCCAAAACAAUCUUUUCUUCAAGUUCCCAAAACUCAUUUCCGACGCUGGGCUUGUUCGGUAACACCUAAAUCGAAUACUCAAUCUCCUCUUCGAGAAGUCUUCUCUUCAGAACCAAAGCAACCUUCUUAUCAGAAAUUGGAUCGAGUUGUGUGCAAGUUUGGUGGAAGUUCAUUAGCUGAUGCAGGAAGAUUAAAGGAAGUGGGCAAACUUGUUCGAAUGCAACUGGAGAAAACUCAAAGGUAUCCCGUAGUUGUCUUAUCAGCCAUGGGCACGACUACUAACGAGCUGCUUCAAGCUGGAGAAUUAGCGUUGAAGGAAGGAAUUGUAGAUAUAUCUUCUAUUCGAAAAAGAGCUUAUCAGGCUUGUGAAGAGUUGCAUUUAUCGAAGGAAGACCUAGUGGAUCCUUUGUUGACUACACUUGAUCAACUCCUAUUAGGUAUCAAAUUUAUCAAAGAGUUAUCGCCUAGAACUAAAGAUUAUUUGGUUUCUUUUGGUGAACGUCUUUCUGUUCGCAUAUUUGCUGCAUAUUUGAGACAAUCUGAAGGACUUCCAACGGAGCCUUUUGAUGCAUUCGAUCUAGGCUUUGUUACUAAUUCCCAUUUUACGAAUGCGGACCUUUUAGAAGAGAGUUUUUCACGAAUCAGAGACUGUUUUGAGCGCUUGGUACAACAACAUACGUUAGCUGUAGUGACUGGUUUCAUUGCUAAAGACAAACAAGGGAAUAUCACCACUUUGGGACGAGGUGGUAGUGAUUUGACUGCAGCAGCUUUAGGAGCAGCUUUAGGUUGUAGUGAAGUUCAAGUGUGGAAAGAUGUGGAUGGUAUUCUUUCUACUGAUCCUCGAAUUGUGUCGGAUGCCAUUCCUGUGCCAUUUGUGACAUUUCAAGAAGCUUUUGAAAUGGCCUAUUUUGGAGCCAAGGUGCUUCAUCCUAUUGCUAUGCAACCAGCUAUGAGACACAACAUUCCGAUUCGAGUAAAGAAUUCUUACAAUCCUGAGCAUCCAGGAACUGUUAUUAAGAGUAGAAGAGAACAUCCUUCAGAGAAUCCAGUAACUGCAAUAUCUUUGAAACGAAAAUGUCAUCUAGUAGACAUUGAGUCCACCAGAAUGUUAGGUGCACAUGGUUUUUUGGCUGAACUAUUUAAGGUGUUUGGAGAACGGCGUGUUUCCAUCGAUGUGAUUGCGACAUCCGAGGUUUCGGUUUCUUUAACUUUGGAUCCCAAAGCUUUCGAUACAAGAGAUAAGGAGGAGUUGGAAGUAGAGUUGAGUAAAAUUGCUUCGGUUCAGUUUUCAGGAGAAAAGGCAAUCAUUUCAUUGGUUUCGAAUGUUUCUCGUUCUACUGAGAUUUUGGCACGUGCUAUGCAAGUUUUGUGGAAAGAGAAUAUUGAUGUGGAAAUGAUAUCUCAAGGAGCAUCUAAAUUUAAUAUUUCUUUUAUUGUGGAAGAUACUCAUGCGGAUGCAGCAGUGAGAGCAUUGCAUGGAGAAUUUUUCCGACAUUCAUAAAAGAAUAACACAAUCACACAAUUUUCAAA